Molecule: messenger RNA, 1368 nt
Organism: Thyridium curvatum
Lineage: Eukaryota; Fungi; Ascomycota; Sordariomycetes; Thyridiales; Thyridiaceae
Exons: 6
Coding region: 1-1368 (455 amino acids)
Cellular component (GO): mitochondrion
Molecular function (GO): FAD binding; sulfide:quinone oxidoreductase activity
Source: RefSeq, a predicted model, not a curated record
AUGGCUGUUGCUCGUGUCCGCGCUGCUGUCGUGGCCCCGGCAUCCCUGACCAGGUCCGUCCUCACAAUGGCCAAGCCCAGGCGAGGCUAUGCUACCGUCACCUCCAUCCCGGCCAAGGCCCACCACCGCAUCGUCGUCGUCGGCGCAGGCAGUGCCGGUACCACUGUCGCCGCCCAGCUGGCGCGCUCCAACCUGCUCGACAAGCCUGACAUUGCCAUCCUUGACCCGGCCACGACUCAUCACUACCAGCCCGGAUGGACCCUCGUCGGCACCGGUUUGAAGGGCCUUGCUGCAACCCAGCGGCCCCUGUCUUCGGUCAUCCCCUCGGGCGUCAAGCACUACCCUCUCACCGUCGCCGCUUUUGACCCCGAGAACAACACCAUCAAGACGUCCGAGGGUGUCGAUGUGUCCUACGACUACCUAGUCGUCGCCCCGGGCCUCGAGACCAACUUUGCCGGCGUUGCAGGCCUCCAGGAGGCUCUGCAGGACCCCGAGGGCCCUGUCUCGUCCAUCUACUCGGACAAGACGGUCGAGAAGGUCUGGAGAAAUAUCCAGGCCCUCAAGUCUGGCAACGCCAUCUUCACCCAGCCUGCCGGCAUCAUCAAGUGUGCCGGCGCACCGCAAAAGGUCCUCUGGAUGGCCCUGUCGCAGUGGCAGCGCGACGGCGUCCGGCCCAACAUCGAUGCUGCCUUCGCGACUGGCGCUGGCGCCAUGUUUGCUGUGCCCAAGUACUCGCAAGCGCUCGAGUCGCUCCGCCAACAGCGCAACGUCGAGGGUCUUUUCCAGCACAACCUGACCGCCGUCGACGCCAAAACCAAGACGGCGACUUUUGUCAACCUGGCCGAUGGUAACAAGAAGGUUGACCGGCCCUUUGACUUCUUGCACGUUGUGCCCCCGCAGAAGCCCUUCGAGUGGGUGGCCAAGUCUGCCUUGGCUGACGAGGCUGGUUGGGUCGCUGUUGACAAGGCCACCACCCAGCAUGUCAAGAAAAGGUACCCCAACGUAUUCUCACUUGGUGACGCAUCUAGCCUCCCCAACAGCAAGACUGCUGCUGCCAUCACCGCCCAAGCGCCCGUCCUCGUCCACAACCUGAUCGCCUCCCUGUCCGGCAAGAACCAGGCACCCAUGGCCGAGUAUGACGGCUACGCCAGCUGCCCUCUUCUCACCGGCCACAACGAGCUCAUGCUGUGUGAGUUCAAGUAUGGCGGCGUGCCCAAGGAGACUUUCGCUGGCGUCUUUGGCGGCCAGGAGAAGCCGAGGAGAGUCUUCUAUCACCUGAAGAAGGAUUUCUUCCCCUACAUUUACUGGAACAGCUUCGUCAAGGGCACUUGGUUUGGGCCCAAGGCGUAUACGGCGCCCAAAUACUAA